AUGGACGCGCCUGGCUGCUACUUGCAGGCCCUUCUUUCCAACUACAAGGACGUUCUAACCCUCCUGGAAGACACUGAGCAUGUGGAGGACGUGGUCCUCACCAAGGCAGUGGUCAGCGUGAUCGUAAUUCUUGGGACGGGGCAGACUGAGCUGUUCCGACAAGCAAGGGUAGACCUCGCCAAAACGCGGGUUGGGUUGAGUUUCCAUCUUUUGAGCCCGCCCACGAGUUACCCAGGCUGGGUUUCGGGGGUCCCCAACCCGCCCAAAAAUCACGGUGGCUGUGAUGAGUAUCAUGGUGGCUGAAACUUAUGGCAGGGAUGGGACCAGCAUAUAUAUGUGCUAUCCCGCCUUUGUAAAGAAAAA
Messenger RNA from Aspergillus welwitschiae, 363 nucleotides. RefSeq lists its product as uncharacterized. The record is from RefSeq and is a predicted model, not a curated record. The transcript is spliced from 2 exons. Lineage: Eukaryota; Fungi; Ascomycota; Eurotiomycetes; Eurotiales; Aspergillaceae. Bases 1 to 303 code for a protein of 100 amino acids.